AUGGUGGAGUCGACAGGUCCUACGGUUGUUGCACCUGCUGAGGACGAGAAAUCCCGUGCCCUUACAAACUAUAGGAAGAAACUGGUGGAGUACCGAGACAUUGAGCAGCAGCUGAAGCAACUGCGAAAGAAGGAAGCCGAGACGCAGAAAAGUUUCGACAAAUCCGAAAAUGAUAUCAAGUCGCUGCAAUCAGUGGGUCAGAUCGUGGGCGAGGCCACUAAUGGACCCAGAUACGUGGUUGGCUGUCGCCGUUCAAUCAACAAAGAAGCCCUCAAGCAGGGUACUCGUGUAGCUCUUGAUAUGACCACACUCACUAUCAUGCGUCAGCUGCCUCGAGAAGUGGACCCCUUGGUUUACAAGAUGUCGCACGAGGAUCCUGGUAACAUCACUUAUGCUGAUGUCGGUGGCCUGGCAGAGCAGAUUCGUGAACUUCGAGAGCGUGUCGAGCUGCCACUGAUCAAUCCAGAGUUGUUCCGACGUGUCGGCAUUACUCCUCCGAAAGGAUGUCUAUUGUAUGGACCUCCUGGAACGGGCAAAACGCUCCUUGCAAGGUGUGUUGAUCUUUUCCUUGAGUCUGCUCGAAUGAUUCGUGAAAUGUUCAAUUAUGCUCGCGAUCAUCAACCCUGCAUCGUAUUCAUGGACGAAAUUGAUGCUAUUGGUGGUCGCCGAUUCUCCGAAGGCACGUCAGCUGAUCGUGAAAUUCAGCGAACGUUGAUGGAACUGCUCAAUCAGUUGGACGGUUUCGAUUCGCUGGGAAAAGUCAAAGUUAUCAUGGCAACAAAUCGACCCGAUACUUUGGAUCCCGCCCUAUUGCGUCCCGGACGUCUUGAUCGUAAAGUCGAAAUUCCGCUCCCGAACGAACAAGCCAGGCUUGAGGUUCUUAAAAUUCACGCAAAUCCGAUAACAAAGCACGGUGAUAUCGAUUACGAAGCAGUUGUUAAGUUAUCUGACGGGUUUUCUUGUGCAGAUUUGCGUAAUGUGUGCACAGAAGCAGGUCUUUAUGCGAUUAGGGCCGAACGGGAGUAUGUUAUUGAAGAAGACUUCAUGAAGGCAGUGAGAAAGGUCGGUGACGCAAAGAAGCUCGAAACGAAGCUUGAUUACAAACCUGUCUAG
This is a messenger RNA of Cooperia oncophora, 1113 nucleotides long. Lineage: Eukaryota; Metazoa; Nematoda; Chromadorea; Rhabditida; Trichostrongylidae. The record is from the annotation of a GenBank genome assembly.